Molecule: messenger RNA, 1812 nt
Organism: Trichoderma harzianum CBS 226.95
Lineage: Eukaryota; Fungi; Ascomycota; Sordariomycetes; Hypocreales; Hypocreaceae
Exons: 5
Coding region: 1-1812 (603 amino acids)
Biological process (GO): DNA-templated transcription; regulation of DNA-templated transcription
Cellular component (GO): nucleus
Molecular function (GO): DNA-binding transcription factor activity, RNA polymerase II-specific; zinc ion binding; transcription cis-regulatory region binding
Source: RefSeq, a predicted model, not a curated record
AUGAAAUGCCGGCAGGGCAGCCAACCGGCUUCUAAAUGCGAGCGUUGUGCGCGAAAGUCUCUUGACUGCGUGUUCCAACAGCACCGUAGAGGCCGGAAGCCUGGGACAAAGAUCUCUAAGCGGAAUAUGCCUACAUUGCCCUCCACGUAUGCGGCUGUGAAGAAGACGCCGGACUAUAGCGGUGACACUCCAUCUAUUGCAGAGAGUGUGCCUGCAGAGGAGCCUGGCAACUUGCAGCCGUCAGGUUUGCUCAACCAGGAGGCAAUGAGAGGCAAGUUUUCGUUGCGGCGAAUACUGAGUACCACAGACGGCGAUGCAUUGGAGCCGCCCGAGAGAUCAUCUCCAAGUCGGCCAGAAGACCCAAUUGAGAUGGGAAUACUAAACCUCUCCAUUGCCAAAUCCCUUUAUGAGAAUUUCAUCAUUGUUCUUAAUCCGUACAUCAGCCAACUUGAUCCAAAUCUACAUACUUUCCUCUAUGUGCGCCAGAAGUCAUCUUUCCUCUUCACGGCCGUUCUGGCAAUGUCCGCAAAGACAUUCAACCCUGUCAUGUACAAUGCGCUAUACGACCAUGUACAAGACCUAUACACCGAAAGUUUUCGGAAUGGCGCCAAAUCAACAGAAAUUGUCCAAGCCAUCCUCAUUCUCACCUACUGGAAGCAGCCCCAAGACACGAGAGCUUGGACCUCCUUGGGUUAUGCUAUUCGCAUGUGUAUGGACAUGGGAUGGCACAAGUUGACGGCCUAUUCCCCAGCUGGCCGUGCUACCGCGGAUGAGACAAGACGACGAGAAAUUCGCAACAUUGAGAGAACGUGGUAUGUGUUGUUUGUAUAUGACCGAAGCAUAAGCCUCCAAACGGGACGGCCGUGGAUGAUUGAGCGAAACGCAUUUAUAGAGUCAAUAGAGGCCUGGUGUGGUGAUCCAAUCGCGGACCCAAACGACGAUUUGCUUGGCGCAUUUGUUACCUUGAGACUGAUGAGUUCUUCAAUAUUUUCUCUCCAUGCUCCCCACUCUCGACGAGGCGAAAGAGUGCCGCUGGAGAAUACGGAGGCUCUGCUUUCGCUUAAGAAAGCCAGCAUCGAAAGAUGGGAGCGCCAUUGGAUCCAAAACGUGGAACAAAAGCAGUCUUCAGAAGAUGAGACGCACAAAUUCUUGAUACGGUUUUAUGGGACGCAUUUUCGACUACAGCUCUUUUCUCUGCCACUACAAGACGUGCUGUCAUCAGAAUUCUCGGAUUCAUCUCUCCACUUGGACAUAAUCUGGGCCGCAUUCACCGGAGCCAUGGACAUGCUGAAGCUGAUAUCGCGCCAUUCGGGGCAGCUGUAUUUUGCUCAAGAUUCGAUACACGUCAUGACUGCCUAUAGCGCAGCUUUCCUUCUCCUCUUGUCUGCUCCUGACACUGUCGUUCAAGAGAUAGAGGCCACGACAAUAGAUGUCAUUCGUACCGCCGCCCAAGCCUUCUCACAACAAGCGACAGCCCCAGGCACAAGCUGUGAGCUGCAAGCAAGAUUCCUUCAUAAUAUUGCCACCAAACUUUCUCAGAGAAGAAGGACAGAACAACCGACACCAAUCGCGAAAUUUUCAAACAGCGAUAGGCAUUCGUCACUGGAUCAAAACGACAUAAACUCGACAAGACUUCCCUUUCUACCAUUGGAAGUCAGUCAAGCCAUGCCGCAGUCUCUUGAUCAACCUCUCCCCGAAGUGUUCAUUUUUCAGCACGCCGACCUUGACCCGUUGUUCACAGACGACGGUGCAUGGGCGGAUAUAUUAUCAAGCGCCGCAUUCAAUACUCAAAACGGUGUUCUAUUAGCCUGA